Molecule: messenger RNA, 252 nt
Organism: Monoraphidium neglectum
Lineage: Eukaryota; Viridiplantae; Chlorophyta; Chlorophyceae; Sphaeropleales; Selenastraceae
Exons: 3
Coding region: 1-252 (83 amino acids)
Source: RefSeq, a predicted model, not a curated record
AUGUCGUACCGUGGUCGCAGUGACUUCUCGGAGGGCGUCAACUCCCAGGGCAACUACUACCAGCACCGCGGCGAGGGCGCCGCCCCGGGUGGCUCCUACUACUACAGCAACAACAACGGCUCAUACUACUACCAGAACCCAAACGGGUCAACCUACCAUGGAUUGGGGGAGGGGCGCGGCGGCGUCUACACCGCGCCCGGCCAGACGCAGGGGGAGUACCGCGCCCCCAGCGCCCCCAAGUCAGGAAAGUGA